Molecule: messenger RNA, 4174 nt
Organism: Platichthys flesus (European flounder)
Lineage: Eukaryota; Metazoa; Chordata; Actinopteri; Pleuronectiformes; Pleuronectidae
Product: Transitional endoplasmic reticulum ATPase
Exons: 17
Coding region: 360-2783 (807 amino acids)
Biological process (GO): autophagosome maturation; retrograde protein transport, ER to cytosol; mitotic spindle disassembly
Cellular component (GO): cytosol; VCP-NPL4-UFD1 AAA ATPase complex; nucleus
Molecular function (GO): polyubiquitin modification-dependent protein binding; ATP hydrolysis activity; ATP binding
Source: RefSeq, a predicted model, not a curated record
UGUAUGCACAUGAUUGGGUUACAAAUAAGACCAUAUUAAUAAUACCUCUGCUGAUAAACAGACAGGCUGCAGCUCCAACAAAAACAUGGUGGCUCAAGGCAGCAAUGGAAAAAGAAGAAAACAGUGAGACUUGACGUCGGCAGGGCCCUUGGGAAAACCAGAAACCACACCAGAUCAGAUCAGAUCCGACCAGGCUGAACCUGAAACCUCUGGCACUGAUCAGAUCAGAACAGAAAUCAGACCGCACAGCAUCAGCUCCUGAAGAUACACCACGGUAAACAAGUGAGUGACGGCACAGAGGGGGCGAACCUGGAGUGUGAAAAACUGAAGAUAUCUGCCAGAGACAAAGGACAGCAGUCAUGCCGGGCUCAGGAGCAGCAGACCCGAAGGGAGAAGAUUUCUCCACUGCCAUCCUGAAGCAGAAACACAGGCCCAACAGACUCGUGGUGGAUGAGAAUGUCAGUGAUGACAGCAGCCUCGUCAGCCUGUCACAGAACAAGAUGGAGGAGCUGCAGCUCUUCAGGGGGGACACAGUGGUGUUGAAGGGUCGGAAACAACGUCAGACGGUGUGCAUCGUCCUGAGUGACGACUCCUGUUCGGACGAACGGAUCCGGCUGAACCGUGUGACGCGCAGCAACCUGCGAGUCCGCCUCGGUGAUGUCAUCAGUAUCCAUGCCUGCAGUGACAUCAAGUAUGGAAAAAAGGUCCACGUCCUCCCGAUAGACGAUACCAUCGAGGGCCUGACUGGGAGCCUCUUCGAUGUUUUCCUCAAGCCGUACUUCCUGGAAGCUUACCGGCCCGUACACAACGGUGACAUCUUCUUGGUGAGGGGCAGCAUGCGGGCGGUGGAGUUCAAGGUGGUGGAGACGGACCCCAGUCCUCACUGCAUCGUCGCCCCUGACACCGUCAUGUACUGUGAGGGCGAUCCAAUCAAAAGAGAGGACGAGGAGGAGAACCUCAAUGACAUCGGCUAUGACGACAUCGGGGGCUGUCGGAAGCAGCUGGCCCAGAUUAAAGAGAUGGUUGAACUUCCACUCAGGCACCCGGGUCUCUUCAAGGCAAUAGGAGUUAAGCCCCCCAGGGGCAUCCUGCUGUAUGGCCCUGCAGGAACAGGGAAGACCCUGGUGGCCCGAGCAGUAGCCAAUGAAACUGGUGCCUUCUUCUUCCUCAUUAAUGGUCCUGAGAUCAUGAGCAAGCUGGCAGGAGAGUCUGAGAGCAACCUGAGGAAGGCGUUUGAGGAGGCAGAGAAAAAUGCUCCAGCCAUCAUCUUUAUUGAUGAGCUGGACGCAAUCGCUCCCAAGAGAGAGAAGACCCAUGGCGAGGUGGAGAGGCGUAUAGUGUCCCAGCUGCUGACCCUGAUGGAUGGCCUGAAGCAAAGAGCUCACGUGGUUGUCAUGGCAGCAACAAACCGACCGAACAGCAUUGACCCUGCACUGAGACGCUUUGGCAGGUUCGACCGGGAAAUUGACAUUGGGAUUCCAGAUCCCACCGGGAGACUGGAGAUACUGCAGAUUCACACCAAGAACAUGAAACUGUCUGAUGACAUCGACAUUGAGAAGAUCGCCAGAGAGACCCACGGACAUGUGGGCGCCGACCUGGCUGCUCUGUGCUCAGAAGCUGCUCUGCAAGCCAUCCGCAAGAAGUUGACUCUCAUAGACCUGGAGGAUGAAUCCAUCGAUGCUGACCUGCUCAACUCACUGGCCGUCAGCAUGGAUGACUUCCAGUGGGCACUGAGUCAGAGCAACCCAUCGGCUCUGAGAGAGAUGGUUGCAGAGGUGCCUCAGGUCAACUGGGCAGACAUCGGAGGACUGGAAGUGGUCAAGAGAGAGCUACAGGAGCUCGUUCAGUACCCAGUCGAGUAUCCAGACAAGUUCCUGAAGUUCGGGAUGACGCCGUCUCGUGGUGUGUUGUUCUACGGUCCUCCAGGCUGUGGGAAAACCCUUCUGGCUAAGGCUAUUGCCAAUGAGUGCCAGGCAAACUUUAUCUCCAUAAAAGGCCCUGAGAUGCUCACCAUGUGGUUUGGAGAAUCAGAGGCCAAUGUCAGAGAUGUUUUUGAUAAGGCCAGACAGGCAGCCCCCUGCAUCUUGUUCUUUGACGAGUUAGACUCCAUUGCCAAAUCCAGAGGAGGCGGUGGUGGGGACGCAAGCGGUGCCGCCGACAGAGUCAUCAAUCAGAUCCUCACAGAGAUGGACGGCAUGUCCGACAAAAAGAACGUUUUCAUCAUUGGUGCCACAAACAGACCAGACAUCAUAGACUCGGCCAUCCUGCGGCCGGGCCGUUUGGACCAGCUCAUCUAUAUCCCGCUCCCAGACAAGCCAUCUCGCUCGGCCAUCCUGAACGCCAACCUACGCAAAUCUCCUAUCGCACGAGAUGUGGAUCUGGCCUUCCUGUCCGAAAUCACAGAGGGCUUCUCUGGAGCUGACCUGACAGAGAUCUGCCAGCGAGCUUGCAAGCUGGCCAUCCGCGAGGCCAUCGAGGCCGAGAUCAAGGCGGAGCGUCAGAGGCAGAACAGUCCAGGCAUCCCCAUGGAGGAGGACUUUGAUCCCGUCCCUGAGAUCAGAAAGGACCACUUUGAAGAGGCGAUGCGAUUUGCCCGUCGCUCUGUCAGUGACAAUGACAUCCGCAAGUAUGAGAUGUUUGCUCAAACUCUGCAGCAGAGCCGAGGUUUUGGAAACUUCAGGUUCCCCUCUGCUACUGGUAAUCAGUCUGGAGAUCAGGGGUCAGGCUCCGGUUCAGGGGGGCCAAAUCUCUACAGAGAAGAAGGCGAUGAGGAUCUCUAUUAGUGAUAAAAACCCAUCAUACUGCACAGUGUUUUCUUCCAUCACUGCUGUGCCUGGCUUCUCUGCAGGGAGAGCAACAGAUGGAUGAAAAACACGUUUUGCAAACAGGAGUUAUUACAUGAAUCAAACAAGAAUUCAGAUUUUGACUGCCUGGAUUUAAAUAGGGUUAUAAAGAUGAUAUUCAAUGGAAAAACCAAUAGACCUGAUUUGGGCAUAGAGAAAAAAUGUUUAACCACAGGUUGUGUGUAUGUUUGAAAUGUCAUAGAUACAUUGAUUUGCAUGCCUUUAGGAUCAGUCUUAUCUUGCUAUGCAUGGAUUAGGUGUUUAAAGCAAUCUGAAAUUAUACUGAUGCUGAAGGGGAAUGUAAUUGUUUCCAUUUAGCCGCACUGCUCAUUGUAAUUUUUUUCUUUUAUUCAAGAAAACUUGAAUAGAAGUUAUUUUUUCUGUUUAAAGUGUGAACAUUAAAAACCCUGUACAUUUCCUAAUAUAACAAGUCAAAAUUUCGACUUCGAAAAGCGUCUGUUAGAUCGACACAAGUGUAUUUAAUAUGAUGCACAUCUGAACACACAAUGUGAACUGAAAUAGGAAUAAAUUAAGAAAGAGCUGACACAACACACAGCUCCUCAGGGCUUUCUGACUGGUGCAUUUGAAAGAUUCAGGUCAUGCAAAGUACAUUAGUUUCAAGUGAUGUAAAUAGUAUUAUGUUCCAAUAUACUCCUAUACGUUAAUGUAAAUAGAACUUUCAGGCCCAGAUAAAAAAAUCUGGGCCUGAAAAAUCCGAAAGAGAUGUGUAUUUCUGGAAGUGUCUAAGAGUCUGUCAGUAUUUCUGAACACUUAAUCCUCUUCAGUAUCUCUAUACACUCAACAAAAUUGUAUUUCAUUUCUCUGCAUAUUCACUGAUAUACAGUGAAUGUGAAGCCUUUAGGUCCACCUGGUGCAGUUUCCCUCUUUACAAUACAGCCUGUGUUGAAAAAAAGUGAAUACUUGGCUGAAUUUGAAUGUUUAUUACCUCAGCGAAAGAAGUUAUGAUUUCAUCUGCUCUCUGUUUGUUAUUAAGCAGGAUUAGACAAAUACUGCUGGACGGAUUACAAGGAAACUUGGUGGAAGGAUGUGAUGUGAGUCAGUGAAGAACCAAGUAGAUUAAAGGUGUUGGUUUCAGAAUCAGGGGGUGGAUUCCAGGACUCUUGUUUCACUCUCUUGAGCAUUGCGAGAUGGUGCAUUCUUUUGAAAUUGUUUACAAUUUUCCUGGGUAAUAAUUACUGGAUCUAGAUGAAAAAAAUAAAGGCAUAUUAAGGGAAUCUAUGAGUGUGUGUAAUUCGGUGUGGUACUGAUAAUGGACCUAUGAGUGACAAAUAAAGCUAAAGCUCAAUACCAUUUACAUGGCUUAAACUCUA